This is a messenger RNA of Coccidioides immitis RS, 1923 nucleotides long. Its product is annotated as MFS gliotoxin efflux transporter GliA. Gene Ontology annotation, molecular function: transmembrane transporter activity. The transcript is spliced from 4 exons. The record is from RefSeq and is a predicted model, not a curated record. Gene Ontology annotation, biological process: transmembrane transport. The coding region runs from base 1 to 1602 and encodes 533 amino acids. NCBI's taxonomy places the organism in Eukaryota, Fungi, Ascomycota, Eurotiomycetes, Onygenales, Onygenaceae.
AUGACAAUAAAAGCCAGACUGGCGCCUCGAGGGUAUUGGGUCUCAUUUUGCCUGGAAGAUGAGUUGUCUUCGACAUCAUCUUUGCUGAUACUGACGCUGCCCGCCUCCUUUUCCUGGUCCGGCUCCUCCUCUGGCGCUGAUUGUACUGGACUGGAUGAAGAUUCAUCGCUUGUCAACACCCAAUUGCGCUGCUCCUUCUUAAAAUCAAGAACUAUUGUCGCCACGGCAAUACCCAAGAUUACAGAUGAGUUCCACGGCCUGGAUAAGGUAUCGUGGUAUGGUUCUGCCUUUUUCAUGACCAAUGGUGGCUUCCAAUCCUCGUGGGGCAAGGCCUACAAGUACAUUCCAUUGAAGAUGACAUUUCUUCUCUCCAUCCUCGUCCUAGAGCUCGGUAGCCUGAUCUGCGCUGUGGCACCGAACUCUACAACCCUGAUUGCUGGCCGCGCGAUCUCCGGCCUUGGGGCUGCGGGAAUCGGAACUGGUGCCUAUACCAUCAUCGCUUUUGUCGCCGAACCCCGGAAGCGGGCCAUGUUUACUGGUAUUAUUGGAGAGUCUUACGGUUUUGCUUCCGUUGCAGAGCCCCUUAUCGGUGGUGUCCUUUCCCGACAAGGUGUCGUGGCCGCAAAGCCAGUCCCAGCGAGCUGGAAGGAGAAGCUAUUGCAGAUGGAUAUCGUCGGUAUAGCCAUGAUUAUGGGCGCUGUUGUGACCUACAUUCUUGCUUUGCAAUAUGGUGGUCAAAGCAAGGCAUGGAAUAGCGCCCAAGUCAUCGGUCUUUUGGUUGCCUUUGUUGUCAUCCUAAUCGUGUUCUGCGUGUGGGAGCGCUUUCAAAGAGAGCGGGCCAUGGUGAUCCCACGUCUAUUCAAGCAGCGCACAGUCGGGAUAAGCUGCAUUUGUACCUUUUUCUUCAGUGGCUCGUACUUUCUGGUCAUCUAUUACCUACCCGUCUAUUCCCAGAGCGUUGAGAACUCCAGCCCGGCCAUGUCGGAUGGGAAAAACCUGCCACUCAUAAUGGCCGUCACGUUGGCAAUGAUCUCUUCGGGCGUCAUGAUCUCUGCGACAGGCCUCGUCUCCCAGACCAAGGUUGUUGGCUCUAUCAUUUCCAUUAUUGCAUCCGGUCUACUCUACACCCUUGACGUCGAUACCAGUACGGAUAAAUGGAUUGGGUACCAAAUCCUGGGUGGCAUUGGUUGGGGCAUAGCGUUCCAAGUUCCUAUUAUUGUAGGCCAGAGCGUUGCAGAUCCCAAGGAUAUCCCUAAAGUGAAAUCUAGCUCCAAGUCCCUUUUUUCAUUUUUUAUGAAUGCUGGUGGUACGUCGUUCGUCUCGGCCGGACAAUCGGCUUUCGUUAACAAGCUUAUCGCUACUAUCCCCGCCACCGCUCCCGGUAUUAACCCAGCUACCGUGGUGGCCACAGGUGCCACACAAAUUCGGACUACCUUUCCCGCAAAUAAUGUCCCCGGCAUUGUGUUAGCGUACAUGGCCGGUAUCAAGGUGGCCCUGGCGAUGUCGAUUGGCGGGGCAGGCGCCGCAUUCAUUACCAGCUUGUUCAGUGACUGGAAAAGGCUCAACAAAAAGGCUAUGCAGGAUGCCAACGGCGCAGUUUGAGGCCAUAUACUUCUCGAUAACUGUAUUAAUAUUAACCAAGAUGGUGGCUCCUGGAUCGGUGCAAAAUGAUUCGGAAAAGACUUUAUUAAGGCAUGGACUACUUUGGGUGAUGGAUUUGGUGAAAUCAGUUAAAGACAGGGCCCCAAAUUUCGUCUGUGUCCGUAUCCAUCCUAACUAGACAUGUUCCGGCCUCUUCAUACUCAGCGGCUACGGUCUAGGUAUAUCAUCGAGUCUCGCAUCGUCUUCUAAAGCGAUGCGAUAGCAAACUCCAAAGGAACCGCAGCAAUUUAAGGCUAUAAUUGAGGGAAUGGUUCUCGUGAG